CUCUAAACUGUCCUCUUUUGGCAAUUAUCGAUCUGCCAUGAUUGGAAGGAAACUCUAUCCCAUCCAAUUAUUAAAGUUUGGAAAGCUAGUAUGGAUUUUCAAUUUUUCUUUGGUUAAGUUUUCCCUCAAAUCUUCCUUUUAUCCUGAUCCAAUACUUGCCAGCGUUGCACAGACGCAAGUUCCAUCUUACUCACGCCGUCACGCGUCGACUCUCCGCUCUUCCACGUACGCCCAAUCAGGCACUAUAAAUUUGCAAUGGUCGAUACAGAAAGGUUCUAAAACAAAAUAAGAGAGACAGAGAGGGAGUUUUGACUACUGCUUACCAUAUUCGGCCAGGCUCUCUGUUCAAAUCUGUUACGAAGAGAAUCAUGAUGUAAGCAUUGGUUUUCGAGGUUCAUCAAGAAUAUAGGAGGUACUUGGAAGCAGAGGAACAAUAGAUAAAUAGGACUCUUUUAUCCAAAUUCUGGUGCAUCCAUGGAAUAUGGUGCAGUUGAACAUAUAAAAGAUGAGAAUGAAGACAGCAUGAGAAAUGGGGUAGCAAAAUCUGAUAGUCGAGAGAUGAAUGUGAAAGAUGUUCCAGGAAAGGACUCAGAUACUACAGAAGAUACUGUAGAGAUUAACAGAGCAGGUAGCAAUCUUAGGGAUGCUGCAGAACAAGGACCUGCUUCAGCUGAUAUUGAGACGUCUGGAGAUGUCAACAUGGAGGCUUCUGUAACAGCUGACGAUAUUAUAAAAGCUGGUGGCUUUGGUGCUAGAGAUGAUAUAAGUAGUUUUCUUCCUGUUGCAAUUGAUUCUACUGACUUUGAAGCUUCUCUUCGUGAUGCCCGGGACUAUGAAGAACCGCAGGGGGAAAUCUCCAGGCCAGGUCUUGGAUGGACUGAUGGUAAAGUGUCAGAAGAGUGAUGAUGCUGUAUCUUCAUUCAGGUUUCCCCCUGGUUUUUACUGUCAUGUCACAUUCCCCCCCCCCCCCCCCCAAAAAAAAAAAAAGUUUUUACAGUCAUAUCAUAUACCAAACAACCAGAUCACUUACAUUUCUUUAAUUACUUAGAAGUGGUUUUUUGGUACUUUUUGCUCUUUGUAACCUUGAGAUGUUCUUAGUGCAUGUAGCAUAUAACCUUUUUUUUUCCUCUUUUGAUAAGUAGACCUUCUGGUAAUUCAGUGAAAUAAGGUAUAGGUAUAUUAAGUAUUGGAUUUAUCAAUGCAAUGAAUUAUGUGAACAUCUUGUGAUCGGAA
Macadamia integrifolia is the source of this 1233-nucleotide messenger RNA. RefSeq lists its product as uncharacterized. The record is from RefSeq and is a predicted model, not a curated record. Lineage: Eukaryota; Viridiplantae; Streptophyta; Magnoliopsida; Proteales; Proteaceae. The coding region runs from base 475 to 903 and encodes 142 amino acids. The transcript is spliced from 3 exons.